AUGGGACUCCUUCGCCACUACGUGGACGUCUUGCUAGCCGCCACUUUCUUAACACCCCGAUCCAGCAGCACCAGCAGCAGCAGCGCGUCAACCCCCAAGAAGAACAAGACGAAGCUCCAGACACUGCACACGCGGCCCGCAUGCGCUCCCGUGGUCGCCAAGCACGUCCCGAUGCCAGUCAUCCAGUCCCCUCCGCAGCGCUUGAAUGACUUGAAAAUCAUCAAGACACUAGCGCCCGCCCUGUUCGGACAAGUGCUGCUGUGUCUGGACUCUACCAGCGGUCGCCAACUCGCCGUGAAGCGCGUGGAUCUCGGCUGUGCGCGAGCGCAAGUGACAGUCAACACGCGGGUACAAGUGGUCGAGAGUCUCGACCAAGAGCGCAGCGUGCACCGCAAACUGGCAAGUGCUCGGACGACCAACUUGCUCGUCCUCGAAGAAGAGGUGCAGUGCGGCGGCAACUUGUACCUUGUCUUCCCCUUCUACUCAGGCGGUGACCUGUUUAACGUCGUGCGGCAUAGUCCAGUGGACGGUCGACUCCCGGAAGCAACGGCGCGUCGAUUCAUCCGCGACAUCGUGCGUGGUCUGCUCUGUCUGAAGCGCAAUGGCUUGGCUCACCGCGACAUCUCGCUCGAGAAUGUCCUGCUGGAUGCCAAAGGCGCGUGUCACGUAUGCGACUUUGGUCUAGCGACGCAACACAGCGCUCUCAUCGCUCCGAAACGCGUGGGCAAAGCGUGGUACAUGGCGCCCGAAGUGUUUGCAGCGACAGCGCCGUACAAUGCGCUGCCCGCUGACAUCUGGUCGCUUGGAGUCCUGCUUGCAAUCAUGCUCACCGGAGCGCCGCUCGUCGACCAUCCGACCUUAAAAGACCGUCACUUUCGUGUCUUGAGCCAGGGCGGCGGUGUCCGCAGACUCCACCGCGCGUUUCCUCGCAAGCUCUCGGACGUGACAUGGAACUUGCUCGAAAAGAUGCUGACGAUUGACCCGGAACAGCGUCCGACACUUGAACAGGUGGCGACGCACCCGUUCCUGAUGCACAGAUGA
Molecule: messenger RNA, 1041 nt
Organism: Peronospora matthiolae
Lineage: Eukaryota; Oomycota; Peronosporomycetes; Peronosporales; Peronosporaceae
Source: the annotation of a GenBank genome assembly